GCAGCACCACCCGGAAGACCAAGUGUACAAGCUGAAUCCCGUGCAAGUGGCGUUGUGACUGUUUCAGCAAACAAAUGUAACAGUGCAAGACUUGAAGAUUUACUUACUGAGAAUAUGGACGACAUGGAUCCUGUAACAGCCAAGCGAGCUAUACAUAAAGCAGCUCAAGAGAAUUUUAAAGGUGAAGAUGUGGACAUCAUUUGUUCUGAUUCUGGAUUUACAUAUAUUGUCAGUACAGAAGAAUAUUGUGAAGCACAGAAAGGCAAAAUUAUCUGUUUUAUAUUUAAAAGCCACAAUCCCCCUUCAUAA
Molecule: messenger RNA, 309 nt
Organism: Thelazia callipaeda (thelaziosis nematode)
Lineage: Eukaryota; Metazoa; Nematoda; Chromadorea; Rhabditida; Thelaziidae
Source: the annotation of a GenBank genome assembly